UUCCUUCCUCCACCACUUCGUCUGUUCGUAUCAAGCUGUUCCAUGUCUUCCGUUCAUUAACACAACAGCGAUGUGGCUAAGGAAACCAACCUACUAUUUUUGGCACGUAUCCUGCUGUUAAAACGGAGGCCCGUGUAUUUAUCAAUCCGGUUAUUACACAAGUUAGUUGUUUCAGGCUUUCUUGAGAAGGAAAGAGUGCGAAAAGCGACGUUAGCUUCAGUCCCAUGUUGUCGCCGAAUCAGAACGAACAUGACCGCUCCAAAGAUCCGGUGAAAUACGGCGAACUGGUCAUACUCGGAGGUUUAAGGGUGUUUUUGCAAGAAACCAACCUGCCAGUCAAAGGGUUCAAGAAAAAUGAAGGAUAAUAAACGUUCAUGUUUACAGUGCCUGUACAAUGGCUCCCUUCCUGGUGGAGAUAAGGGGAGGAAAAGGAGCCGCUUUGCUCUUUACAGAAGGGCAAAGGCUAACGGUGUUAAGCCAAGCACUGUGCAUAUCCUCAGCAAUCCACAGGACAGCAAGGCAGUUAAUAGCAGGGGGCAGCACAGUAUCUCCUUCACACUCUCUAGGAAUCAAACUGUGGUGGUGGAAUACUGUCAUGAUGAUGACACAGAUAUGUUCCAGAUUGGCAGAUCCACUGAGAGCCCCAUAGACUUUGUGGUGACUGAUACACCAGGAGGAUCAAAAGAGAGCGAGGACUCUGUUGCACCCAGCACCAUCUCACGCUUUGCCUGCAGAGUUGUGUGUGAACGCAACCCCCCCUACACUGCCCGGAUUUAUGCAGCUGGCUUUGACUCCUCCAAAAACAUUUUCCUUGGGGAAAAAGCAACAAAGUGGAAGAACCCAGAUGGUCAGAUGGAUGGCCUAACAACCAAUGGAGUACUGGUGAUGCAUCCACAAGGUUUCCCAGAGGAGUCCAAGCAGGGCAUGUGGAGGGAGAUUUCUGUCUGUGGAAAUGUCUACACUCUGAGAGAGACCAGGUCUGGCCCCAUCCGUGGACAGCUGGCUCAGGGUGAAAGCAGCGCUCUGAAGGAUGGCUCUCUGGUGGACCUGUGUGGUGCAACGUUGCUGUGGCGCACAGCCGAAGGCCUUCUCAAAGCUCCUACUUUGCGUCACCUGGACGCACUGCGUCUGGAGCUGAAUGCAGCACGUCCACAAUGCCCCGUGGGCCUGAGCACGUUGGCGUUUCCCAGCCUACCCCGUAGCCACAGCCUGGAGGAACGCCAGCCCUGGGCCUACCUUACCUGUGGCCAUGUGCACGGCCGACAUGACUGGGGCCAGAAGCCUGAGCACAGCCGCGAGUGUGAGGGAGGCCCUAACACAGGUUGCAGACGGGAGUGCCCUCUGUGUCGAUCACUAGGGCCUUACGUGCCCUUGUGGCUGGGCUGUGAGCCUGCAUUCUAUGUGGACGCAGGGGCUCCCACCCACACUUUUGUUCCCUGCGGCCAUGUGUGCUCUGAGAGGACUGCAAAGUAUUGGGCUGAGACAUCGCUGCCACACGGGACCCACGCCUUCCAGCCCAUAUGCCCAUUUUGCUCUACGCCUUUGACAGGCAGACCUGGCUUCACCCGCCUCAUCUUUCAAGGGCCUGUCGAUUGACAAGUAGACGCAGGGGGUACAAAGCAUGAUAGGAUCGCUUUCUUGGGAGUGUGUUCAUACUGUAAAUAAAUACACAUGCUGAAAUCACAUGCAAAUCUACCGUAGCUUCCUUAGUAUAUGCACACAAUUAACUCAGUAUGUGUAUUUUGCAAUUGAAUGCAGCCCUGAGUUAGCCUGGUGAACAACAUAUGUUUAAUCUAGCUAUAAAUAUCACCAUAUUUUGUUCAUGGAUUCAGUCAGACACUGACCCAGUAGUGAGUCAAAUCAGUGUGCCCUGAGGAGUUACAGAGGCAGUUCAUGUUCGAUGACAUUUGAGGUUAAAGGUUAAUGGUUAAUCGCUAGAAGAAAAAUCUGCUUAAAUGUAUGGAGAGCCAUACGUGCUAUAUUAAUUCCUUUAACUGAAAAAUUAGCAGCCCAGUGAAAGAGGCUUUUCUGGGUUUAGCAAGAGUUUUUUUUUUUUUUUUUUUUUUUUUUCUUAAAUCAUCCACUUACUAAUUUAUGAUGUCGGUAUACACUACCAGUGCCAGACAGAAUCCAUGGAAUUUAAACAAAUUUACAGUACCAAUUACCUCUUCACUUUAAGAUUGCAGCUUAAUACUCACCUAUUGCAUACUAAUUACUGGGCCUCUGGAUGCUUGUAAUAAGUUGUUGGGAAGUUAGAUUGCAUCUCUUUUGAUGUUUUAGUUUUUAGGAUCUCAGGACAGUAAGUGGGGGACUGCUGCAGAAACCUGUGACUUCUCGAAAGUUUACAUCUAGCUUUUAAUGUAGGGAGUAAAAUGUCCAUGCUAUUGAUGGACUCCUACCUCCAUCUAUGGCCAAUUGUACUGCUUCCUCAGUGCGUUAUACAUGCUUUAAUUGCACCUAACUCUAAAAAGGAAACUCUCUUAAACAAACACAUCUUAAGCAAUAAGCAUUCCUAGAAUUAAGCUAAAGCUCAAAGGAGAGAUGCAAUGACUCGAGCAUGUACUACCUGAUUCUAACAUACAUGUGGUGAACUCGGAAUUGUAGUCGUUGAAGGGCUUUAGCAAGUCAUGAGUAAAGUAGCCCUGGUGAUUUUUUAAUUUUUAGAUUGUUCUUUGUAUUGUUAUAAUUGUUUUAGCAUUUAAACAACAGUUGAAGUUGUAGCUGCAGUAUACACAGUAGUAGUUAAAAAAACAUCCAGAUGUAAUAUUUUUGUACAUGGUUGUGUUACUAAACUUUGACCCAAGGUCAGUUUUUAUAUAACAAGUGUUUCACGUAUAUAUGUAUAAAUAUAUUAUUUUCAUGUGCAAAUAUGAUUUAAAUCCUGGAGAGCCCACAGCAGAAAAGUAUGCCUCACUGUGUCACACUCCAAAAUGUUAUAGCAAACCCUCAACAUAGUAAGCAGUAUGAUGAAUGUACUAUUCUAGGGCCUAGAUAAUAACUCUGCUGUCCUUGGUGCUAUCAUUCAAUUUAAAUGCUUCAUAUAUAUUUUUAUCUGAACAUCACUGCACUUCUUGAAAGUAUUUAAUUGUUUUGGUAACUUAAUGUCAAAAUGACCCACUGAAUCACUUCUACACAUGCAGGCUUUGCACUAUGCAUGUCUAUGAUGAGCUUUUCACAGGAGAAGGCUUUUAAAUUGCAAAUAUAUAUACAGUGUUAAGACAGACACACUCUACUUUACCUCACAUGCAGGAGAAGAGACCUCAACUGAACAUAUUUUUAUAUAAACUGAAAGAGAUAUCGUGAUCGAUUUUCACUUUUCUUGCUUGUCAUGACUAUUUCAUACAACUGAAUUAAAUUUUGUCUUUUUUUUCUUCUUCCCCAAGGGGCAUUGUAUGUCCUAUUUGAUGCAUUGUAUCUAUAACCACUAAUAUUCAUUUAAACAACUUAAACAGAUAUCCAGCCAAGUUAAUGCAUUCCUUAUUUGAGUCAAUCCUGGAGACCCAAGACCACAGCUUUGUUGUAGAAUUUUAGUGUCUUGCAUACAUAUACAGUACACACACAUAAAGAUGAUUCUGUGUCUUCCUGAUGGCUCAGAAAUGCCCUUCUGUCCAAUUCUAAACCUGCAAGGGAUCUUGUUCCUUCUGCAAGCUGAUAAUGGGCAAUCUCAGGUUUACACAAGUCAGAGUUUACACUCAUCUCAGUGUCUCUGUACACUCUAUUGUCAGGUCACCAUUAGCAGGGUUGGAGAUAUGUGUGCCUGUGUGUGCCAAUAUAAUUUACUACUCACGAUUUAUCACAACAGGGUCUUACCUCAGAAAACACAACAUCUGGGGCAUAUUCAAGAUAUGUGAAAUACGUUAUUAGUCUGGUUCACUGACCGCAUUAUAGUUCUGUGCUGUAUCUCCAGUCAUCUUCCAAUUUUAUUGCCUUGCUUAAAACAGCAUAUAAAAAUGACUCUGGAAGAAUAUGCCCUUAAAUAUACAAUUGCUAUCCAAA
Tachysurus fulvidraco (yellow catfish) is the source of this 3996-nucleotide messenger RNA. RefSeq names its product E3 ubiquitin-protein ligase pellino homolog 2. Gene Ontology annotation, molecular function: ubiquitin protein ligase activity; protein binding. The coding region runs from base 355 to 1596 and encodes 413 amino acids. Lineage: Eukaryota; Metazoa; Chordata; Actinopteri; Siluriformes; Bagridae. Gene Ontology annotation, biological process: protein polyubiquitination; regulation of Toll signaling pathway. The transcript has 7 exons. The record is from RefSeq and is a predicted model, not a curated record.